AGAAGUGUUGUGUGCUGUGAUUAUUAAAAUUGUGCAAAAAUAUUUAAAAGUGAGCCCUAGAUAUGGAUAAACUGGUCAGGAAUCAAAUUCCUGAUUCUUCGUCGUCUCCACCGCUGAGUUGCUCCUUGAACUUUCAUGCUUUCGACGAUGAUCUCAUGUCUGACCUCCCUUCUUGCGUCUUUGGCGGAUCUGCUGCCCAAGCUUCCGGCAUUUCAAGUAGUCUGAGACUGGGAUCAAAUUCAGGAAAUGGCAGUGGAAUCAAACAUCCAGGAAAUGUGCACCAUCCUUCACAAUUUGGUGGCGGAGUUCAUCAUCCAGAUUGCCAGUUGGUUGAACCAUCAACUUCAUCGAGCCAUGGGGAUCUUCAGGGAGGUGGUAGUAGUGUCCAGAGUGGCUGUUCACCCUAUGGAUCACCUCCCUACAAGAUUCAGCGACAGCAAACAUCGAUUCGAGAGCGAAAGAGGAUGCUGAGCAGCAUCAACAGUGCUUUCGAUGAACUGAGAAUUCAUGUACCAACUUUUCCAUACGAGAAGCGCCUCAGCAAGAUUGACACUUUGCGAUUGGCUAUUGCCUACAUUGCCCUCCUAAGGGAAGUUCUAGAGGCAGACUAUGAUCCUCUGACCUACGUGGAAAAGUGUCUCAGGGGGGAGAUUAAGGCAGAAAGAGCUCAUUGGAAUACCAGUGAUCUAACUGCGCGUCUUUCGUGGAUAAAUUGGGAAAAUUUGGGUGUUUAUCCUGGACGACGGACACUCCUGACAUCCUUGGCCCUUGGGGCAGAUUCCAGUAAUUGCGGAGGAGCAUAAUUUGAAGAAGACUUGAGCUGCAAUUUUUUCUGUCGUGAUUUUAGUUAAUAAUAAAGAAAAAAAAAGGAA
This is a messenger RNA of Phlebotomus papatasi, 872 nucleotides long. It is a transcript of the gene Fer2, whose product is annotated as twist-related protein 1. Gene Ontology annotation, biological process: regulation of transcription by RNA polymerase II; developmental process. Bases 63 to 803 code for a protein of 246 amino acids. The transcript is spliced from 4 exons. The record is from RefSeq and is a predicted model, not a curated record. Gene Ontology annotation, molecular function: DNA-binding transcription factor activity, RNA polymerase II-specific; RNA polymerase II transcription regulatory region sequence-specific DNA binding; protein dimerization activity. Lineage: Eukaryota; Metazoa; Arthropoda; Insecta; Diptera; Psychodidae.